Drosophila subpulchrella is the source of this 8610-nucleotide messenger RNA. RefSeq names its product nucleosome-remodeling factor subunit NURF301 (gene E(bx)). The record is from RefSeq and is a predicted model, not a curated record. The coding region runs from base 238 to 8559 and encodes 2773 amino acids. The transcript has 14 exons. NCBI's taxonomy places the organism in Eukaryota, Metazoa, Arthropoda, Insecta, Diptera, Drosophilidae. Gene Ontology annotation, cellular component: NURF complex. Gene Ontology annotation, biological process: regulation of transcription by RNA polymerase II. Gene Ontology annotation, molecular function: RNA polymerase II cis-regulatory region sequence-specific DNA binding.
GUUAUGUUCAGAACUGAAAUGUUAGGUAAAAGUGGCUCUCGCAGUUUGCAGAAGAUAGUUAAAAAUACGUGAAUAUAUUGUGUUAAAUCGCCUGCAAUAGUUCCCCCGAAAUGCUGGAUCUAAUGUGCAGCUACGCAGGAAUAAUUCGGAAACAAAUCUGAGGAUAGGAUCCACACACACACACACACCCCCACACACAGCACUGAUAAGUCAGCAAAACAAAAAAAAACAAGCAAAAUGAGCGGUCGCGGCAGCCGUAAACGUGGUCGACCGCCAAAGACGCCCAAUGAACGCGGCUCAGGACGCUUCAAUUACCAGCUGCUCAAGAAGCCCAAGUAUCUCAGCGAGGGAAAGUCCCAGCCAAGUACUCCGUCGGCCUCAAGGGGCAUUUCCCCGCAGAGCGACGAGGGCAGCCGGAGCAGUCACACAAAUCUCAGCCGGAGCCGUGGGAGCGCCGCCAAGAGGGGACGAGGUCGAAAAUCCACCGUGCAACCCAACACCAGCAGCUACUCCGGACGGAAAGGGUACGAGUCGGAAUAUCAUUACGGAUCUGAUUUUGGAGAUUCUGACGAAGACAAAUCAGACAAUGAGGAUGACAUGCUACUUACUCCCAGCGACGACGAGAGCCUGGAAGCAGCCAACGAAAGCGAAUCGGAAUUCUCCGUAUGUAGCUUUAAUCAAAAUGGAGUUGGCCGACCUCCACGUCCGCCUAGUCCGGAACCAGUGUGGCUGCAGGAAGGGCGGCAAUAUGCAGCGCUGGAGUUGCCUGAUUCAUCGGAGGAUCUAGCCAUAGCUAAUGCCCACGUUUUUCGUGCCCUCAGUAUUUAUGAAGUACUCCGACGUUUUCGCCACUUGGUGCGUCUGUCCCCAUUCCGAUUUGAAGAUUUUUGCGCCGCGCUAGCUUGUGAGGAGCAAAGUGCUUUAUUAACAGACGUACAUAUUAUGUUGCUUAAGGCUAUUUUGCGGGAAGAGGACGCACAGGGUACACAUUUUGGUCCGUUGGAUCAAAAAGAUACUGUUAAUAUAAGCCUGUACCUUAUUGACGCUAUAACGUGGCCGGAAAUUUUGCGCAGCUAUGUGGAAAGUGACAAGACAUUUGAUCGCAACGUGUUUCAGAUUUUAAACCGAACUGAAUAUCCGUACACAGGCAUUGACAGCCGCCUUGAAGUGCUACAGUUUCUGUCGGAUCAAUUUUUAACUGCCAAUUCUAUACGCGAUGUAAUGUUACAGGAAGGGCCCAUUCAUUACGAUGACCAUUGCCGGGUAUGCCAUCGACUCGGCGAUUUAUUAUGCUGCGAAACGUGCCCUGCCGUCUAUCAUUUGGAAUGCGUAGACCCACCAAUGAACGACGUACCUACUGAGGAUUGGCAGUGCGGACUUUGCCGUUCACAUAAGGUCAGCGGUGUGGUGGACUGUGUACUGCCGCAGGAGAAACAAGGCGUGCUAAUCCGGCAUGACAGCCUGGGUGUUGAUCGUCAUGGGCGGAAAUAUUGGUUUAUUGCUCGUCGCAUUUUUAUCGAAGAUCAGACAGACUCCACUUGCUGGUACUAUAGUACGACAAGUAAGUUAAAAUUGCUACUUUGCCGACUGGACCCCGAAGAACUGGAAACUCGACUGCAUAGCCAGAUUACAGAGCGUCGAGACGAAAUCGAGCGCCAAAUGCAGUUGACUGAGACCUUAACUAACGAGCACAAGCAUACUAAGCGAAGUUUAAUCGAGAUUGAACAAGAGGCUACAAAUGAAAUGCUUGAAAAGGAGACACUUGACGAGGAAACUGAAGAUGGCGAUGCCAAAUCUGAGAGCCCUUCCGAAGGAACAAAAAAACAGGAAGAAACCAAAAUGGUGACGCGUCAAAAAUCCAGUCAACUAAGUAAUGGCACUCUGCAUUUUAAACUUGGUAUGGAGCAAGGAUUCAAAAAUUAUGUGAACCAGUAUUCAACUAAUCCCAUUGCCCUAAACAAGCCGCAAAGGAACGAGGAACGGGAUAAGCGGCGUCACCUAUCCCACAAGUUUUCGUUAACGACUGCAUCCGACUUUAAAUGGAUCGGUAUAACCAUGGGAACUACCGAGAAUAUGAUUACAACGCUUAGGCAGACGUUGAUAAACUUUGAGUCCAAUAUAGCACCUUCGUUUUUAAACACUAACUGGGUGGUUAACAAGAAAAUUUGGAAUGCUGCUGUAUUGAACGCCCGCCGCGCAUCUGACUUUGCGGCCGUAUUGCUACUGUUUCAAUCGUCCCUUAAGAGCGUGGUAUUCGCCAAUGUCUGGCAUGAGCAACUCGGCCACACAACUUUACAACGCAUAACUAGUGCCGAACGUGAAGAUCGAAAAAAAGUGGAAAAGCGAGAAAAACGCGAGCGGGAUGACGAGGAAGAACGUAAUCGCCUUGCGUUCAACUACAUUAAAUACACCCUGGGGCUCAAACAUCAAGUCUGGAAGCAAAAAGGAGAAGAGUACCGGGUUCACGGCCAGUGGGGCUGGCUGUGGCUCUCAAGCAGUCGACGGUGUGGAGUUCGUGCACGGCGAGCUCAGCCCCUGGUACACAACAGAGUGUAUGUGCAUUACACUAUGGGAGAAGAAAAUGCCGUAAAUGAAAUUAUAUUAGUAGACCCACGCACUCAGCGCUUUAUGCAGCAAUGUGAGACAAGCAAUGUCGACGGUCAGGUGUGUCAUUAUUUACCGGAGCAAUACAAAAAUGUGAAAGUUAUAGAAGAUGUCGACGGGAAAAUCAAGGGGAUCAUCGAUGUUAGCAAAGCGCUAAAUGCUCCAGGGCGUACUUUUUAUCCGAAAGUGGCUCGCAAGUGUCGAUUAGAUGAUCUGCUGGAUCGCCGUAUAAAAUUGGCCGAGGUCGAGGAGCAGAUGGCUUCUAAAGUUGCGACUGAUGUGAAGCCGCUUGUAAUUUCUUCACAGCCUGUUGCAGCCAACACCAAACAAACGUAUCUAGAGAAGCGUUUACUUCGCCUUACUGAGCUCCCAGCAAAAGGGAAUCCUUCAAACGUCAACUUGGAACUCGUUAACUCGCUGGCUAAACAAAUUCAAACAGUGCGCUUACAAUUUAGUCAACUUAAUCGGUUUGCUAAGAUCUUUCGUUGUUACACUAAGGAGUGUAAUACAAAUUCGAAUGCCGUAUCUCAGAUAACGCAAAACACUUGCUAUUCUCCAUUGUGUCUUCAAAAAGCACGGGCAAAGAAAGAACUCUUGUUGUUGUUACGGAAGGCACAUACCGCGGGAAAUGGCUCUAAAGAGACUGUUGCCGCCAUAUUGGGAGCUGUUAAGAAGCCGUCUAUUCUUGAGCAAAAGCUUACUGAGGGUAAAAGGGAAUCCACUCAGCUGGCGACGGAUGAAUCAGAAGAAGGGAAAUCAGCUGAGUCCGAAGCACCAUUGGAUUUACUCCAAGAUUGGGAACAUGCACGAGCGCACGCUGUUCAUUUUAGCGAUUCUUUAAUCACCGAAUGCAUGCUGUUUGAUCAAGACUGCGCUACCAGCACAAAAGUUAAAGAAGAAGAUGAUCCCAGUGCCGGAAGUAACACAACGACGGACUCUAAUACACAAGACUCUGAUAAAAUGGACUAUAUCGAAAGUAUGGACGUUUGCAGCAAUGUUGAAAUUGAGAGUACCGAAGACUCUAUUGUAGCUGGCUUAAAUUCAGCAUGCUCAGGAGCUAAUGCAGAAGAUGUCGAUAUGACACCCGGAUGGAGGAGAAAGCGGAAUCAGAAGUCUAAAAAAACCUAUAUUGGUACUAAGGAUGUGUUGGAUCAAACGUUAGCCAAGGAUAUACCACUUAAUAAACAGAACCGCAGAUUUCCUAUCAAUGCGCGUCCAGUUAAGCGUGAAUGCGUGAAGAAAUAUGAACGGGAGUACUUUGAGAACGGGUCCGAGCGUGUAUAUUCAUCUAAUUCACCUCGGGGUCGUGUAUACCUCCUUAAUGACGCAGCCAAGUUGUAUGAGCAAGCUGUAAAAACGGAGGAUAAAGCAACAAUUUACAAAAAACCAUCCUAUUCACGAUACCCACUUAUAUCAAAUUUUCUUACUCAUAAAAAAAAACGUAGCCUUUUGGUGCUCCCGCGUUACGAACUUCUUAAGCUGGCGCGUCUGGGUGGAAAAACAUCAACAAAUGGUUUUCAUCACGCAGCUAAAAAUAACACAAUUUGGCAAUAUCAGUGUUCACGUCCCCUGUUUCGAACUUGCUGGUCCUAUCGCACAUCCAGCACCACCUCGUUAUCCAGCCUAGCGCUUCAACUGCGAAUACUGUGGUCGUGUCUCCGUUGGGACGACAUGAUAGCGAAGCCCCCAUCCACGGAUGGGAAGCAUCAGGUUACGACGGACACUGAGAUUGUGACUUUGGAAUUGCUAAAACUUCGGCAUGCAGGCCGCUAUGGAGAAAAAACAAGCUAUUUACGGCGAAAAGUUGUCAUCCCUCUUGAAAUGCCUAAAACUAUAAGAGAAGUAACAUCAAUAAGAUCUGGACUGCGAAAACGAAAGCGGGCUGAAUCUCCCCAGCCAACUGAGCCGCAGAUAAGCGAGGAAUGGGUCGAUGAAGAUAAAUUAGAAUUGUGGGAAAUUAAAUUUAUUGGAGAAAAACAGGAAAAGGCACGUCUAUCAGCAGUAACUCGAUCUGUAGCAUCGCGUCAACUGGAGGCAAGUGGUAGUACUGGUCCAAGUACUUCAACUAAUGGAAAUCCUGGCGGCGCUGGUCGCGUCCAAUUGGCCCCGAAAUCUAGUGAAGAUGUUAAGGAAAAAAUGGAACAACAAUUAAAAUUGCAACGCGCUGUUCACCAACAGAGGAAACUGGUUGGCACUGGCGAAGUCGCCCGUUCCGUUACUCCGGUUAAGGGCCAAGUUAUCGGCAGUAGGCGCGUCAUUGUCAAAAACCCUGAUGGCACAACGCGCAUCAUUCAGCAAGCAGUUACUCAGGUUUCACGGCCAGCAGCUAACACGGCGACAGCAACUGCUUCAUCUACUGCAGCAAGCACGUCAAGCACUCAGUCUACUCCAUCCACACCUACACCACAUAAGGUACAAAUUAUAAGAGGGCCAGACGGUAAGGUAAGCGUGCGUGGCUUAAAUCCUGGCCAGCAACUAGUUCAGAUGCCGGAUGGAAAACUACAUGUGCUGACUACCACAACUUCCUCAAACGCAGCAGCGCAAGGUAACAAAAUCAAGGUUCCCUUUAAGCCUUCUUCUACUCCGUCGUCGCCAGCAGUUACUUCUGUGCAGUCUACUGUAAAUCCAGUAACACCUGUGAUAAAACAAAUUGCAGUUAAACAUGCCACCAAAAACUCCGGGACUCAAUCCAUAAAAUCGUCGCCGAGCGUUGCCUUGCCCCUGGCACAAAUUAAGAACAAAUUGUUGCUGGCCCAACAGCAGCAGCAAACAGCAUCCGCGCCAUCAACAACUUCAUCGCCGACUGUGCAAAAAAUAGUUUCAAAAGUAGUUAGCACGAGUUCAUCUGGACAAAACCUGCAACAAGUAUUUGUGCAGUCUGGGUCAAAAUUGGUGGUAGGCCAGAACUCACAAGGGCAAAAGGUUAUUAUAUCCACUUCGUCUGCACAACAACAGGGAACAUCACCGGUUCAACAGCAGCAGCUAGUACAACCUCAAGUUAUUUCCCAACCAAUUCAACAGUCACCGCAGCAGCAAAUCUCGAUGACCCAAUCUCAACCAACGCAAAAAGUAAUUCAGCAAAUUGUUAACACCAGCAAUGUGCAACAGCAGAUUGUAGUUGGCGGCCAACGGAUCAUUUUAAGCCCGGGUCAAACUAUUGUUACUCAAAGAAACGUGCCUCAGAGUCAAGCAUUGCAGAUGGUUCAGCAGCAGAUUCAAACCCAACAACAACAGCAGCAACAACAACAUAUUGUUCAGCCUCAGCAACAAUUUGUCGUUCAAUCGAACCAGAUUGUUCAAUCCUCACCAAAUACACAGACGAAGUUGGUCAAACAGCUUGUGGUUCAACAACAUUCACAACCAACAACCGAAGAGAAAGCUCAGAUCUCCACUGCUGAUGUCAAUGAAUCUGGCACGCAGCAAGUACUAGUUCCGAAUUCGACUUUGGCCCAGCAGUUAGCGCAGGGCAAGUUACAGGUUGCCACUGUGAAUGGUCAACAAGUUAUCGUAAAACCUUUGGGGAACAAUCAGGCGCAAAUCGUAGCACAUAUUAAACACCAAGGCGAUGGAAACGCUCACAUCGUAACAAGUAACUCAGCUUCUGCAGUGUCGCAGGCAAGUCCACAAACCUCACCAGUAAAACAGCAGGCCCUACCAUCACAAAGUCCCCAGCAAGUUGUUGUCCAGCAGCAAAUGCCUCAACAGUCAACAACAAACUUUGAAAGCGGCGUUAGCUCAAUCACUCAACAGCCUGUUGUUUCUCAGAAUGUCCAGGGACAGGUCCAACAGCAACCCUUAAGUGUUGAGGAAAGUCUUCUACAAAAUCAGCCUCCUGGAACGGUUAUUAAAUGUGUCACAGCUCAAGUAUUGCAAACCGAGCACGGGCCACGUAUUGUAUUGCAAGGCCUGGUAGGCAACGAUUUCACUGCACAACAAUUACAAUUAGUACAAACUCAGGUGAAACAGCAAUUAAUGAAGGCUCAAGAGUCAAAUGGCAAACUAGGUGUUUUGGGCCCAACGAAAAUAUACUUGGCGGUACAGCCGGAAUCUGCAGUUCAAUCACAACCCCCUCCACUUACCCCAGUUCAUCAGUCGGCAACGCAUCAGCAAGUUGGUGGCGGCGUAUCAAUUGCUUGUAUGGUGAAUUCGAAUUAUGUUUUGCAUGACAUGCAGGAAGAAGAUUAUGAUGAUGAAAUUAUCGUCGUCUGCAGUCCGCCGAAUCAAAUUAUACCCACAUCCCCAAAUGAAGUAACCCAAGGUAGAACUUUAAUAAGUGAUUUGCCGUGCCACACCAACAUUAGUUUUGAAGAUCAAGACAAUAAUGAGCAGCAUCGCCUAAAAUAUGAAAGUGAAGACCUUAAACGAUGUUCAUUGCAGACCAACAACAUCGACAACGACGCCAAUGCGCUAACCACAACUUUCGAAGCCAAUCCAACUAUUAGAAUUAAUUCCAUAAACAAUGGCAAUGAGCAGGAACAUAGUAAAUGUGCAGAAACAGAAAAAACUAAUAUAACAAUUAACAAGCCCUUUGUGGGUACAUCUCCCCUGUUAGAGGGCUUAGAGCAUAACGAACCAGCGAAUCAUGCCGAAUUCAAUCUCACAGACCCAGACUUAGAAAAUAAACAAAGCGAAAGCUUUGUUGUAACCAGCGGCUACAUACAGGAGUCUAUUUCAAAUGCUCUUAAACAAGGAAAUCUGAGUCCGGAACUUGAGGAAAAACUUGUUAGUAUGCAGAAGCAACAGGAAAAUGCUAAUUCAACAUGCACUGACGAGUGGGAAUUAUGCUCAAGAGGGACUGCAAACAACGAAGUACUUACUCCAGGUUGCCGCAGCAUUUCAUCACGUGAUCAAAACACCGAUGAUGUUGAAUGGAAAAUUCGGCCUUCCCUAAGACGUAAUGCAAUGACAACAAGUAGCCAAUUUAAUCGAAAUUUAAAAAAAUGUCGCAGACAAAAUGAAGAAGUGGCCGAACUUGGAGAGCAAAAGCAAUCGCAGCUGGAACGGCAUAAAGAACUGCUUAAAAAAAGUAUUUUGCGUAAGCGUUCAUUAUUAGAACGAAAUUUACAAAACGAAAUACACGAAGAUGUUCAAACCAAAGUCCAGAGACAUGUGCGCCCCUUAAGUGUGGCUUCGCCGGAUGAACACAGUGAAAAUGAAAGAAGUGGCGAACCAAAUAUGGACUUAAAACGGACAGAGGCAAAUGCGGAGAACAACAAACUUGGUGUCGGCAGGCCAAAGAAAUUGACAAGAAGAAAGGAAAAAUUGUAUUGCAUUUGUCGUACUCCAUAUGAUGACACAAAGUUUUACGUGGGGUGCGACCUAUGCAGCAAUUGGUUCCAUGGGGAUUGUGUCAGUAUUACCGAAGAGGCUUCGAAAAAACUGUCGGAAUUUAUUUGCAUUGAUUGCAAAAAGGCGAGAGAAACUCAACAGCUGUACUGCAGCUGUCGCCAACCAUACGAUGAGUCACAAUUUUAUAUAUGCUGCGAUAAGUGCCAGGAUUGGUUCCAUGGACGUUGCGUUGGAAUACUUCAGAGCGAAGCUGAGUUUAUUGAUGAAUAUGUGUGCCCUGAGUGCCAGCGGAAAACAGAUGCAAACGCCGCAAAUAUGAAAAAACUGGCCCCUGCUGAAAUUGAAGAGCUAAAAAACUUAAUCAAACAAAUACAGUUACACAAAAGUGCUUGGCCAUUUAUGGAACCGGUUGAUCCGAAGGAAGCCCCUGACUAUUACAAAGUGAUUAAAGAGCCCAUGGAUCUCAAACGGAUGGAAAUCAAACUCGAAUCAAACACGUACACCAAACUAGCAGAGUUUAUUGGCGAUAUGACAAAAAUAUUCGACAACUGCCGUUACUACAACCCGAAAGAAUCAUCCUUUUAUAAGUGUGCUGAGGCACUAGAGUCAUACUUUGUGCAAAAAAUAAAAAAUUUCCGGGAAAAUGUUUUUGGCCAAAGUAGAUAAAAGACCACUUAAGAAAAAUUAAUGUAGUUUGUAAAUGAUACACCAUACAAU